ACGCGCCCCAAGAGCAGAUUCAUUUUACGGUGUUUUGUUCGGUGAAUGAGAUGCCGGUCACUCUACACACUUUGGCUCCAUCACCAAAUCCCCUUUUGACUUGACGCUUGUUUCGCGUGGCGUCAUCGAUCGACGCCACUUUCGAGCUUCGUUUCGUGCGCGCGACCCAUCGCACGAUGCGCCAACGAUGCCGCAAUUGAAAGCAGCAACGGUAUCCAACCAAGUCAUACGAAAGCGAAAACGAAAGGUCCACGAAAAUGAAUCGCCGCAGCCGGACGGAGAUGUAAUUGAAGCUACCACGACGACCACGGUUCCCACAAAGACGCACGAUGGCGGGAAGAAGCCCCGAAGAACACUAAAAAACAAGGAUGGGACGGAGAAGCCAUCAUUGAAACGUGCGGGCUCGUCGACGAUUGUAGAGACAACGAUACCAUGGCCAGAACAUUUUACAAGGCUAGCGCAGGUGUUUCGCGCGCUGAACCUCGUCUACACCUUCUGCUGUACGCGGAAGCACCUCGCAACAACGCUGGACAACCUGAAGAGCACAGUGGAGGCCAAUAUUGAGCGCGAACUGGUGGUCGAGGAUGUGGCGCAGAUGGCAGCUUUGAUUCCCAAGGCCAUCAACUUCGCCUACGUCGACGAAGCCAUGCUGCAGGUCAAUUUGGUGGGUGCGGAGGAGAAUGCAAAGGGCAGAAACACCAGAGACUUCUUCGUACCGGAUCCCGAGCUGGACAAGCACGACCACAAGGAGGUGCUGCUGUUCGAGUUCGUUGAUGGCGAAUUGAAAAGGCAGGUGCAGCAUGCGAAGACCGGCGAACCUACCAAGGCAUUUCAGCGGCUGAGGAACGAAGAUCUUAAGAUGCCAGUCUUCAGUCAGAAGCAGAUGUUGAAGCACAUCGAAAAACGGAACAUCAAAUUCACGUCGGCAGUCAAUGCUUUUCUCAACCAGUGCGGCGACGAGGGACGUGAUCCGGCAACCCACCUGCAACAAAUCUCUCUUGCUUAUAUCCCAGAGCCUUCAGAGAGCAGGUCAGGCACACCAGGCCUGGAGAGGUCUCUGCUGCCUCCCACCAUACCAUCGGAACGUAAACCCAUCCCCGAGAUAAUUGAAGAGAUCAAAACCUUAAACUGGUACACCGGGCAAAUCGUCCCGGACGGACACCGCGUGUUCGAUCCUCAGCCGCCGAUAUUUGGGGAACUGAAUUUCCAGAUGUCACAGAGCCUUGUCAAUGCACUAUACAACACGCGCAACAUCGAACAGUUGUAUGCGCACCAGGCUGAAGCGAUUAACAACCUCUACGAAGGGCACAACGUGAUCGUUUCAACCUCUACCAGCUCUGGGAAAUCGCUGAUAUACCAAAUUCCAGUCUUGCACCAGCUAGAGCAAGACAUCAAUACUCGAGCAAUGUAUAUCUUCCCUACGAAAGCGUUGGCGCAAGACCAAAGACGUAGCUUGAAAGAGAUGUUGCACUUCAUGGAUGGCUUGCAAGACCUUGUUGUGGAGACCUUCGACGGGGACACACCGAUGCCAGACCGUAACUAUAUCCGCGAUGAGGCUCGCAUUAUCUUCACGAAUCCUGAUAUGCUCCACAUAACCAUUCUGCCACAGGAAGAGGCAUGGCGAUCGUUUUUGCAAAAUCUGAAGUUCGUUGUGGUAGAUGAGCUGCAUGUUUACAACGGCCUAUUUGGUGCACAUGUUGCAAUGAUCAUGAGGCGUCUGCGAAGAAUAUGCGCUGCCCUGGGCAACCGCCACGUCAAGUUCAUUUCAUGUUCAGCGACUGUAGCAAAUCCGGAAGCCCAUAUGAAAACCAUCUUUGGCGUCGAGGAGGUGAAAUUGACGGAUUUCGACGGAUCACCUUCGGGGAGAAAAGAGUUCCUGUGCUGGAACACACCGUUUAGGGAUCCUGGUGAUCCAACUUCGGGACGGGGUAAUACCAUGGCCGAGUCGGCGAAGCUCUUCUGUCAACUUAUCUUGCGAGGCGUCCGAGUCAUCGCUUUCUGUCGCAUCAGGAAACAGUGCGAGGUUCUGCAAGCGGCGAUCAAGACCGAGCUACAAGAGUUAGAGCGACCAGAGGUCAUGGCGAGAGUCAUGUCGUAUCGAGGCGGGUACACACCGCAAGAUCGACGGCAGAUAGAGCGCGAGAUGUUCGACGGAAAGCUCGUAGGGAUUGUCGCGACAAGUGCCUUAGAGCUCGGUGUCGAUAUCGGCUCGCUCGAUGCCGUAGUUACAGUCGGCUUCCCGUACACUAUUGCGAAUCUCCGCCAGCAGAGUGGUCGCGCUGGUCGAAGAAACAAAGACUCUCUGUCUGUGCUCGUUGGCGACUGUUUCCCGACGGAUCAAUUCUACAUGUCGAACCCUGACGAGAUCUUCACGAAGCCUAAUUGCGAGCUACAAGUGGACCUAGAAAACAUACUUGUUCUUGAAGGUCACAUUCAGUGUGCCGCUUAUGAGAUGCCAAUAAAUGCUGAAGCCGACGAAGCCUAUUUUGGUUCUCUUCUCCUGAAGAUCGCACAAGAACGUAUGCGUAAGGGGCCCGACGGCUUUUUCCACUGCGACACCCGAUUUCUCCCUCAGCCUUCGCGUCACGUAGCUAUUCGCGACACAGAGGAUACGCACUUUGCCAUUAUCGACACCACGCACGGCAAGAACACUGUGCUCGAAGAGCUUGAAGCCUCCCGCGCAUUUUUCACCAUUUACGAAGGCGGCAUCUUUCUGCAUCAGGGGAACACGUAUCUCAUCAAGGAAUUUAGCCAGGAGCGUAUGAUCGCAAAGGUAGAAUAUGUAAAGGUGGACUGGACUACCCAGCAACGCGACUUCACAGACAUCGACCCCGUUGAAACACACGCCAUCCGCCGCAUCCCAAACUCUCGUUCUAGAGCGUUCUAUGGCCCUAUCAAGAUCAAGCAAGUGGUUUUCGGAUUCUUCAAGGUUGACAAGAAAAGACGUAUCCUGGAUGCUGUGGAAGUUGACAAUCCACCCAUCAUACUGUACAGCAAAGGCAUGUGGCUCGAUGUGCCCAAGACAGCGCUAGACAUACUCAACGAGAGAAGGCUGAAUGUAGCAGCUGCGAUCCAUGCCGCCGAACACGCGGUCCUCUCGCUAAUGCCCAAUUUUGUGGUUAGCAUGCCAGGCGAUGUGCGCACGGAAUGCAAAGUUGCCAUCAAGGAGUUUGCAAAGCGCGAGACGCAGCGGAAACGACCGGCGCGACUCACCUUCUACGAUGCAAAGGGCGGUGCUUCAGGCUCUGGCAUUUCGACUAAGGCCUUUGAAUUCAUAGAUACGCUGUUGGAACAGGCCCGCAAAAGAGUGGAAGCAUGCCAUUGUUUGGAAGGAUGUUUGGAGUGUUGCUGCGAUGAGGCGUGCAAGCAAGCGAACCAGGUGAUGAGCAAGGCGGGCGCGUUGGUUGUCAUCAUGUGUCUCUUAGGAAGAGAAAAGGAUAUCGAUAUUGACGCAUUACCUUACGGAGAUGAAGAGGUUUCGCCUGCAGGAAUCGAGACCAUUGUUCCUGCCGAGGAGGUGCGCAUGGUGCGCGGCAGGUUUGUGGAUGGUAUUUUCAUCAAGAACGAGCCCCAGGAUGAGGAGGACCAGUUCUCAAAGAGCAUUAGUAUCUUUGGAGGUGAAAGGAGGUUCAUUGGGGUGCACCGGUAGCCUUCAGCUGCGCACGCGGCGCACACCCAGACCAUGCGACUUUGCUAUGGGUACGCCACGUUUGAUCAAAAGCCAUUGACACCAUUUUCCGAGUCUGUUCGACUGUAACCCUACCUUCACGAGUUCUAAUUCCCGUCAAGGACGGAUUGUUUGGGGAUCCCGCGGUGGCCACCAAUUUCACGGAUCCUCAACAGGGCUUUUACGAGUGCAACUCUGAAAUCACAACGGGGUCCAGCUGAUUGCAGCAACGAUACCGCAUACAGGAAAGACUUCAGGCGAGGUGACUGCCAGUACGCCUCCUUGCUAAAAUUAGGCAUGCAGGAAAUCAGCCAACCGAAGGCUACCCCGGUCCACCACAACGAACGUGGAGUGACCGUAAGCUGGGG
This is a messenger RNA of Paraphaeosphaeria sporulosa, 4035 nucleotides long. Its product is annotated as P-loop containing nucleoside triphosphate hydrolase protein. Lineage: Eukaryota; Fungi; Ascomycota; Dothideomycetes; Pleosporales; Didymosphaeriaceae. The record is from RefSeq and is a predicted model, not a curated record. The transcript has a single exon. Bases 188 to 3649 code for a protein of 1153 amino acids. Gene Ontology annotation, molecular function: nucleic acid binding; ATP binding.